UCAAACGUCAUCGUCAUCAAACUGCGACAGUGUUUUCUUUUUUUUCCUCUCAAAACAAACAGCAACAAAGCUAGCUGCGAAGUUUAGACGCAACUCCCACCAGCUAUGUUGACUGACUGCGCUGCUGGACUCCCCAGCACUGAAUGAGGUGUGGUCUUCUGCUAGUGCUGUCGUGCAAGUGCUGCAGCCGGGAUGGGCCAGCAGAUCUCAGGCCAGGCGGUUAUGACACGUCUGCCUGAGAAGCUGGUGAAACACGCCGGACUGGUCCGGGACAGCGGCUACCUCACCUACGAGGAGUUUCUGGCAAGGGUGGCCGAACUGAACGACGUGACGGCCAAGCUCGCCGCUGGCCAGCAGAAGCACCUGCUGUUUGAGGUGCAGCCAGGCUCAGAUGCCACAGCCCUGUGGAAGGUGGCUGUCAGGAUCGUCUGCACCAAGAUCAACAAGGUGGACGGCAUGGUGGAAGCGUCGCGCAUCAUGAAUCUGUACCAGUUCAUCCAGCUGUACCGUGACAUCACCAGCCAGGCCGCAGAGGUGCUGGAGGCAGGGUGCGCCACCGAGGGGCCCUCAGCACCACUGCCGUCCACAGACUCCUGCCAGGCUAGCAUGUGGAUGGGCAGGGUGAAGCAGCUGACUGACGAGGAGGAGUGUUGUAUCUGCAUGGAUGGCAAGUCUGACCUUAUUCUGCCCUGUGCACACAGCUUCUGUCAGAAGUGCAUCGACAAAUGGAGCGGACAGAGUCGAAACUGUCCAAUAUGCCGCCUGCAAGUGACCGCUGCCAAUGAAUCGUGGGUAAUGUCUGACGCCCCCACAGAAGACGACAUAGCCAGCUACAUCCUCAACUUGGCCGAUGAGGCAGGCCACCCACACAGGCCUUAACACUCCACACACCGAGCCACUUUGACGACAGGAGAAAUCAACCCAGAUAAUAAAUAGACUUCACAUGGUUCAACAUUAAAAGAAAUCUAGAAAAACAAUCUAGAAACACACGAGAAACCGGCCCAGUUUCCGGUUUCGGUGUGUUUCUGGGUGCCAGGUUAGGAAACUGAAGCUUUGUCUCCAUUUACGGCCUUGAACGCCGAAAAUUCUUUGUCCACCUGUCAUUGCAACCCAUAUAGAGUAGAUGUGGUGCUAUAUGGGAACUGUAUGUGUGGUAAUAAAUAGUUUCAGUGGAAAUAACAUAUUUAUAACAUAAGCGAUACUUUCCGGUUCAGCAAACAAAAUAACUACAAGUCUACAGUUAAUUGUCUGGUUGAUUUAAUGUGGGAUAAGCUGUGAUACAAGUUCAGUGUUGCCUCUCACAUUACUGUGAUGCUACAGAGGCAGAGACAGGGGAAGUGGACUGAGCUCAGCCCUCACUCUGAGAGGGCUGAUCAUUAUAAUUCACACGUAUUAACAUCCUUAGAGCAGAUGUGCUAAUCUAAGAUCACCAAACAUGCCACCUUUUGCCAGAGAUCCUGGCCGAGCUGGAAGGCUGAAAGUGACAUUAUUUUUCCACUUAAAAGCUGUCAUAUAGUCAGUGUAAUGUAAUACUGCAUGUUUAUAUCCCACAUGACAUGCCUUAUGAGCCGUGUUAUGUGCACCUGUUGUGAACUGACCUGAUAUUGCACCGAUCCAGGUCAUGACCUAAAAUUGUAGCUAUUAGUUUUUGGGGUGUACAGAACUAAAUGGGUUUGCUUUUUUAGAAUUCGCUUGGUGUGUCGUCGUCUUCACUGUUGGUUGUUUAUAUUCCCACCUCUUAUUAUUUUGACUUUUCUUUUAAUUUUUUUUUUCUAUAUAAUUUUAUUUAAGAUUUUUUUUUUUAUCUGAGAGAACUGGAGACUUACUGUGGUUAAAUUCUUCAAAUGUAUUUCAAACACUUGUCUGUUUGGUCAUGCUUAAUCAUAGUUAAAAUAUAAAGUAGUUUGAAAUAUGAAGAAUUUCUGUUUUUAAAUAGGCAGCUUUAUAGUUUCAAAUUAACUUUGCUAGAUUAUUGGAAUAGUUCACUCACCCAAAUGAAAAUGUUGUCAUUAUCUCAGCUCAGCCUCCUGUCAGUUGAAACACUGAUGAUAAAUAUUGUGAUUAUUUGGAUAGAUGGAUUAUGUGCUUUAGAAUAAUUUAACAUUCUUUGUUUGUUUGUUUGUUUGUUUGUUUGUUUGUUUGUGGCCCUGGAUUCACUCCACUGUUAGAGGAGGCCUCUAGUGAGCUGUGCUUUCUAACCUGCUGUGUGUUACAUGGACAUACAGACCUCACCAGUGUUUCCAGUGAAAUGAGAAUGAGCAUAUAACGGCCACAUUUUCAUUUUUGGAUGAACUCUUCCUUUAAAUUUGUAGAAUUUGAAAUCAUGCACUAGUUUCAGUUUCAAGUAUUUCAGGAAAUGUGAAAAUGUAUUAACCUUAAUUUUUAUCAUGAUAAUGCAAAUUUCUAUUUUACUGAAAAAGAAUAACAUUAUUUAAGGUGGUGGUAACAUGAAAUAUUAGCUAUCUUUGCAUUAUCUAUUAUUAAUGAAUAUUCAGUGACUUAAACAUGUUUUGCACAUGGUAGGCAUUUGUCAUCAAUCUUAGUCAUUGUCAGAUUUUAACCUAAGUGUUAGACACUAACGACAUAUCAAGUAUUAUUAAAUCUAAGCCUUUUAGUUUUAAACAUCAGACAUUUACUACUAAAACUUUGCUUUCUGUUCAUGAUAAGAGCCCGUACACGUGAAAUUCAAUUUUACUAAAUGUAAUUUUUGGUAGUUGAUGCUGGCAGAUCACCCUUUGGAUCUUUGCUGUAGUUUUCACUGAGAGGAUUGUAGCUUUGAAAAGGCAGCAGCGACCGCCAGUGGUGGGUCAUUUUAUCUGACACUGUAAUCUCUUUUAGAGCAGCCGACACCCUGCACACCAAAACAUGUGCAACAGUACAAGGGACAUUCUGCACCAGAUUAAACACGCUCGCUCCAGAGACGGAGGCCAGUCAAGUCUAGUGGUUUAUCUACAAAAAAAGUUCUUCCUCUUCAUCUUCAAAUUGCUUUGUAAAGAUUAUUGAAAAGAUCAAAAAUUAUAUAUUGUAUGUAGCACCCAUGACGAUAGAAAUUUAUUGUACCAUUUGAUAUGUCUCAGAAAAUUGGAGAAAAUGUUUUAAUUUUCACAGAGGGGUUUUUUUUUUAAGCACACUUAAUCAGGGCCCCUAACUGAGUACAUAAACAUAACUGCUGUGUAAUAUGAUGUUGCAGCCUUAAGGCCCCAAGUCCCAAUAGAUAACAGCUCAAAUGGAGGUGUAAAAGAUUGAAACCUACCAUUCUUCUUGUAUUAUCCUUAAUAAAGAGAUAAUCACUUUUUGCACUUUA
Messenger RNA from Myripristis murdjan (pinecone soldierfish), 3304 nucleotides. RefSeq names its product ring finger protein 141 (gene rnf141). NCBI's taxonomy places the organism in Eukaryota, Metazoa, Chordata, Actinopteri, Holocentriformes, Holocentridae. Bases 193 to 879 code for a protein of 228 amino acids. Gene Ontology annotation, molecular function: ubiquitin-protein transferase activity. The transcript has 6 exons. Gene Ontology annotation, biological process: protein autoubiquitination. The record is from RefSeq and is a predicted model, not a curated record.